AUGGCUGCACAGCGGUCAAGGUCUCCAUCGGUCCCAUCAGAGGGUGAGAUCAUCGAGUCAGACUCAGAUACGAAGGCAACUACGUCGCAAACCUCUCUUUUUAAUGACACCAACGUUGACCGUAACCCCAGAAACGAUGCUCUACCUCCAAAGUCCCCUAGUUCGCGGCCGUACCGCUCUGAACGCUCAAGGUCCCGCUCGCCAUACUACAGAUCUUCUCGCGGCGAAAAACGAAGACGAGAUGACUACUAUGACUAUGAUAGGGGCAAUCGUGGGGGGCGUGUGAAGUUCUCAAAUGGCACAUACGAUGACAGCUACCAUCGCCGUGGGAGUUCUCGUAGGCACAACCAACGGCCAUACUACGAUCACGAUAGGAACGAUAGCUAUGACCGGGGCAGCCGGCAUUUGCAGUAUAGCGACGAUUACGACAGGAGGCCAGACAAACGUCCGAGAACGCGAAGCCGUUCUCCUUACCGAGACCCUAGAAAACAGAAACAGUACUCGGGUGAUGAAGCCUCAAACAAGGACGCCUUGGAGAAAGAUGGCAAGGGCAUGGCCCGCGGGCAGAUGGAGAUUAAGUUGUCUACAGAACAGUCAGUGAGCGAACGAGGAAAUCCCUCAGUUAACGCUCAAACUUGGAAGCAAAAGGCUGAAAAUGGAGAAUCUCAGAUACAGCAGAAUCGUUCCAUCACUGAAACUAGUACAGAUGAUAAACCGUCUGUUCAAGGCAAAGACGAGGAUACUGAAAUGUUCAUAGAACCAGUUGAUGAAGCUACACUGAUUGAACAACGACGGAAACGCCGUGAAGCUAUAAAGGCUAAGUAUCGUGAUGCACCGAAGCCUCUUAUCGUCCAAGCUUUGAAGCCUGUCAACCCACCCGAGUCCGCGACAAAUGGCUCUGCUAAAUCCACUUCAAAUGCAGAUGAAGCUGCAUCAUCCGCCCCAUCACCAAUGAUAACUCCUAUUGACACACCCGGCUCGCAGUCACCUGCUAAUUUUGAAGUUUCAAAGGAUGAGGAUCUUGCCAACACGGAUUUAAGUGAUAGGAGUGGAAUCAAUAAGGAAGAACCGUGUGCCGCUGAUUAUGACCCGACUUCCGAUAUGAGAGAAGAUAAGAAGAGACAUGACAAGCGUCACUUUGGAGAUGAUCUUUCUGCUGCCUCUUAUGACGAGACUAAGACGGGCCAACUUACUACAGCUGCUCAAGAAGCAGAGAAACCGAAUCCAGUAAAUGUUAAAGAUGAUUUCGACAUGUUUGCCGAGGGUGACGACGAUAUUUUUGCUGAAGAGCCGCCGUCGUCUAUGCGGCCAAAUGGCCCAACGGGAAUUCCAAAGGCCCAGGAACUAGACAUGAGCAUGCUCGAUAAUUGGGAUGACCCUGAAGGCUACUAUAACGUCAUGCUGGGUGAGUUGAUCAACGGUCGGUAUCAUGUUCAGCAGAUCCUAGGCAAGGGAAUGUUCUCUUCCGUUGUACGUGCUACAGACUCGAAGACGGGGAAACUGGUGGCAGUGAAGAUUGUUCGGAACAAUGAUACCAUGAGGAAAGCAGGCAUGACGGAAAUCAAUAUACUGCAGUUGCUACAAAACGCAGACCCUGAGGACAAGAAACACAUUAUCAGGUUUGACAGACAUUUUGACCACAAAAAUCACCUGUGCAUGGUUUUUGAGAAUCUCAGCAUGAACCUUCGCGAGGUCCUCAAGAAGUUUGGUAGAGAUGUUGGUAUCAAUCUACGAGCCAUCCGAGCGUAUGCUCAGCAAAUGUUCCUCGGCUUAAGCCUUCUUCGCAAAUGCAACAUCCUCCACGCAGAUAUUAAACCCGACAACCUUCUGGUUAAUGAGAAUAGAAACAUUCUCAAGAUAUGUGACCUUGGUUCUGCCUCCCUCGCCUCAGAAAAUGAGAUCACCCCUUAUCUCGUCAGUCGGUUCUACCGAGCCCCUGAAAUCAUACUUGGAAUACCAUAUGAUCAUAGCCUGGACGUCUGGUCUAUAGGCUGCACAUUAUUCGAGCUUUACUCGGGGAAAAUACUUUUUACAGGACGCAAUAACAACCAGAUGCUCCGGUCCAUCAUGGAAUGCCGCGGCAAAUUUCCGCCCAAGUUCCUACGACGCGCAACCCUGGCACAUCUACACUUUGACGAUCUUCUCAAUUUCCGCAGUCUCGAGGAAGACAAGAUUACAGGCCGCAUGGUGACCAAGAUCCUUGACUUUAAGAAGCCCUCGCGAGACCUGAAGUCUCGGUUGAUUGGGAAAGGGGCCAGACUCAAUGACGCAGAAUCCAAGGAGAUAAUGAUGUUCAUUGACCUCCUUGACCGAUGUUUGAAUCUGAACCCAGAGAAACGCUGUACUCCUUCGGAAGCACUUCGCCAUCCAUUCAUUGCCAGGCAUAGCAAAGUUUGA
Trichophyton benhamiae CBS 112371 is the source of this 2397-nucleotide messenger RNA. RefSeq lists its product as uncharacterized. The transcript is spliced from 3 exons. The coding region runs from base 1 to 2397 and encodes 798 amino acids. Lineage: Eukaryota; Fungi; Ascomycota; Eurotiomycetes; Onygenales; Arthrodermataceae. Gene Ontology annotation, molecular function: ATP binding; protein serine/threonine kinase activity. The record is from RefSeq and is a predicted model, not a curated record. Gene Ontology annotation, biological process: peptidyl-serine phosphorylation; peptidyl-threonine phosphorylation; mRNA cis splicing, via spliceosome.